AUGGCCGCCAUCGAGACAAAGGCCGAGCAUGGCCUCGCCCCCGCGACGUCGCACGCCGACCAGGGCGCCUGGGGCACCGAAACCGAACUCAUCGAGGCCGCCCACGCCGCGUCGGACGAGGAGGCCCGCCUCUCCCGCAAGGAGCUCUUCUCCCGCUACAUGCCCGGCGUCAUCUUCAGCGCGCUGCUCAGUCUGGCGCUGGUCAUGGAGGGCAUGGACGUCGGCCUGGUCAACAACUUCUUCGCGCAGGAUGCGUACAUCCAAAAGUUUGGCUGGCCCGACAAGGACGGCAAGCUGCACAUCUCGGCCACCUGGCAGUCGGCCAUUGGCACAGGCAACAACUGCGGCUCCAUCAUCGGCCUCCUCCUCAACGGCUGGCUGCAGUCGCGCUUCGGCUCCCGCCGCGUCUACAUGGGCGCCAUGGUCCUCAUGACCGGGACCAUCUUCUGCCUCUUCUUCGCCGUCAACGUCGAGAUGCUGCUCGCCGGCAACAUCCUCAGCGGCAUCCCCUGGGGUAUCUUCCAGACCCUCACCACCGCCUACGCCGCCGAGAUCUGCCCGGCCGCCAUGCGCGGCUACCUCACCGCCUGGGUCUCCAUGUGCUGGGGCGCCGGAUCCUUCCUCGCCGCCGGCACCCUGCGCGGUUCCCUCGAUCUCUCUGGCAACGCUAGCUGGAAGCUCCCCUACGGCCUGCAGUGGAUCUGGGUCGUCCCCCUCUUCCUCGUCGCCUACUUCGCCCCAGAGUCGCCCUGGUACCUCGUCCGUCGCGGCAAGAUCGAUGAGGCCGAGGCCGCCCUGCGUCGUCUCGCCCGCAAGGACUUUUAUACCGAGCAGACCAUGGCCCAGACCCUCGCCCUCAUGAAGCACACCAACCGCAUGGAGAAGCUCAACGCCGAGCACGCCAGCUACGCCGACUGCUUCCGCGGCACCAACCUGCGCCGCACGGGCAUCGUCUGCAUGGCCUGGAUCAUCCAGAUCCUCAACGGUCAGUCCAUCACCAACUACGCCGCCAUCUUCCUCAAGGCCGCCGGCAUGGAGGAGAUGCAGGCCUUCAACUUCAACAUGGGCAUCCAGUCCGUCAACAUCUUCUGCACCAUUGUCGCCAUUGUCCUCAUGGGCAUGCUCGGCCGCCGCACCUUUUUCUUCUACGGCUCCGCCGGCAUCGGUCUCUUUAUGCUCAUCACGGGCAUCCUGGGCUGCUUCCCCCAGACUCACGGCAUCCUCAUCGGCCUCGCCGUCCUCCUCAUCUUUGUCCAGAUCACCUUCAAGGUCACCCUCGGCCCGACCACGUACGUGAUUGUCGGCGAGACCUCGUCCAACCGCGUCCGCGCCCAGACCAUUGUCAUUGGCCGCGCCGUCUACGUCUGCGGCCAGAUCUGCGUCCAGCAGCUCAACCCGCGCAUGCUCAACAAGGGCGGCGACGCCUGGAACUGGGGGCCCAAGGCCGGCUUCUUCUACUUUGGCCUGUGCUUCAUCUGGGCCAUCUGGAUCUGGUUCUUCCUCCCCGAGACCAUGAACCGCUCCUUUGCCGACCUCGACUACCUCUUCCAGAAGAAGACGCCCGCCCGCAAGUUCAAGACCGCGCCCGUGGACCUGUUCGAAUUCGUCGGCGCCGACACGAGCCACAAGCUCGAGGACGACCGCAUCGACGACAAGACGGUCACCGAAGUCCAGGAGGAGAAGCGUGCGUAG
Emericellopsis atlantica is the source of this 1692-nucleotide messenger RNA. Its product is annotated as alpha-glucosides permease MPH2/3. Gene Ontology annotation, biological process: transmembrane transport; carbohydrate transport. Gene Ontology annotation, molecular function: carbohydrate:proton symporter activity. The record is from RefSeq and is a predicted model, not a curated record. NCBI's taxonomy places the organism in Eukaryota, Fungi, Ascomycota, Sordariomycetes, Hypocreales, Bionectriaceae. Bases 1 to 1692 code for a protein of 563 amino acids. Gene Ontology annotation, cellular component: membrane. The transcript has 2 exons.